CGCGCGCAUUAACUCGGUUUUGGGUUGCGAUCUGCGAACGAGCGAGUGUGAUGUGGGGGCUCUUCCUUCAUGCUCGAGGAUGGACAAGUGGUGGAGGCGGCGUCCAACUUGAAUACGUGCCAGAAGAAACUCCUCGAAGCAUGACACUCCAGCGGAAUCGCAUCCUUUGUCGAGAAGCGCACAUGUGGACGGUGUUCAAGGCGUGGAGGUACAGUGUGGUGCGCAAGAAGGAAAAACGCGACCUGUAUCGCAUGUCUGAUAAGGAGCGGGACAUCAAGUUCAUCUACGAGGAAUCGCUACUCCUGCAUGACUUGUUGAUCACGACCGAUGUCAACCUCGUCGAUCGUCGACUCGAGUUAGUGCAAUAUGUAUACGCAACUGCACUACGUCAUGACGAUUCCAUUGCUGUUCGCGUCGAUCGUCAGAGCCGCACGGUGUUGCAUCUUGCCGUGCUCCUAACUUGGGACGUCGACGACAUUGCGUGGGUGGUGGGUAUCAAUCCCGACGCCGCGGGUGUACCAGACUGCGACGGAUUUUCGCCGCUGACGUACGCGACCUUGUACGGUCGUCGCGACGAAUCGAUUCUCCAAAUGGCCGUGCCCCUUGCGCGCAAAGUGCAAGCCAAUGCCAGUCGCAUGAUGGCCGAGCGCAACUACGAAGGCAGCAAGCGCACGUUUCUCAAGGCCACGCGUGACUUUUUCUCUGGCGUGCCUCGCUUUGACCAAACGUUUGUCGAAGAAGCCGCCGCCACCCUCGAUGCCAAGGCCGCGUCCGAGCAGAUCCUCGACAUAUGGACCGAGUUUCUAUCCGUGUGGGGGCAUUUCGAUCCCCCAUUGGUCGUCACGGACUUGGCCUCAAAACGGCGCGUCACGGUAGGCUCUCGCGUGCUGUUUACGGUCCAAGCCAAGGGUGAACCGUUAACAUACCAAUGGUAUUGCGACGGGAGUCCAUUGGAAGGAUGCACGACGGAUACGCUGGACGCGACGGGCAGUGCCACCCCCGAAGACGCCGGCGCGUACUUUUGCCGCAUCACCAACUGGAGGGGCAGCGUCGACUCGACCACGGCCGUGCUCCUCGUGCAGGACGAUACGGUCGUAGUAGACCCUUCGACGCGGUACUUCCGGACGCAAGCGCCGCUCGCCCCCGGCGACGUGCUGUUCAACGUGAAUGCCGCCGUCGGAGGUGUGCUCGACGUCGGCCACGUCCAGUUGUUUGUGCCGCCCCGGAGCUUUGCCGUGUGGGAUCUGUUUGAUGCCAACUUGGCCGACACUUUGGGCAUGGACGUGGUCGUCCGCGUCGAUGUGUCCGUUGAAACGACACGCGCCUCGGAUGACGUAAACGAAGCGUGGCAAGUCGUGAGUCCGAUCGUGUCGCUGUCUCCACAUCCCGUCGACGCGUUUCUCAUCCCGUGGACACUUCGCCUGCCCCAUCAUGCCGCUUCCGUCCGUCCCAGCGAUCCCUCUUUAAUCAUGGUGUUGCAGCGCAUUGUGGAUGCCGACGGCGUCGUGACCAUGCACACUGUGUCUCCCCACCAGCUUCGAGUAUAUUCCACCCAUGUGGAUGUGGAUUUACUAGCAUUGGGCACGUUUGUCGUCGUGCAGAAACCAUCUCGUCGUGUGCGGAUGACGCUGGUGUUGUUUGCAAGCACGGAUCAGUUGACCGUCGAUUCCACGCAUGUGGACUUAGUCGUUUGGAGCUGCCCCACUCGACAAGAUUGUCUGGAUGUCACCCUGUCGUCCAAUUCCAACGUGUUGCACGUGGGCAACUUCCCCCUGGAGCUUCCGUCGUCUUCGCCGCCGUCCACCCUCGUCCAGAUCGACCUCGUAUCUCCAAACAAGAUGCUGCUGGAAGCAGACGUGUCGCUUUCCGGAUCAACUCCACGACGCCUCGGGGUGCUGCAUGUGCCGUUGGGCGAGUCGGCGACGUGGACAUCGCAAGGCGUGGGGAUGGCAUGCCCCCAACUGCGCGUGUCAGGGGCCACCACAAACGACAACUUGGACGUGGUCCUUCCAUUGCGAUUCCACGAAAAUAGGCCCGUGGGGGGGGGCAACGUAUUGCAGCACACGACACGACACGUCGAAGUGGCGUGGACUGUGAACCCGCCGACAACAGGGGGGAGCCCCCCCCCGUACUUUGUCGUCGAAAUGGCCGCGUUUUCCGAUACGUUUUGGCGGCGGUACAGCAAUAUGUGGUGGUUUGACCGAGCCAACUUGUCUGUCGUGCACCGCAUGUACAAAGUGACUCAUAUGGGAGCAUAUCAUCACACCCAUGUGCACAUUGUCACAGACGUCCACGCCGCUUCCAUUCGAAUCGCCGCGUGCAACCUCGAUUCGUUCGGAGAGUACGCCGACAACCUCCUCGUCACACCAGAGUCGAUUGAAGUCGAACGUGGUGACGACAAUACCCCCGAAGGCGCAGAACACGAACGACAGCAGAAACCCCACGAAGGAAAGCCAAAGCUAGGAGGGGGGGGGGUGACGACCACGAUGAUGUUGAUGGGGCUAACCGAAGCAAGGCAAGACAGCCAUCAACGCCUCCAGGAUCUCGUCGCGGCAGUGUACCCCUCGUCGUCCCUGUUUCAAGCGCUGUACGGCGUUCCCAACACGAUUUCCGACAUUGUGUCCAUGUUGGAAUCGAAAAAACGAUCCCAUCGCGCAGCUGACGAAGGCAUUGCGCUGUUGCUAGUGGGGCUGGAUGCACUCAUAUUGGCUGCCAAGUCCACCGUGCAUUUCCACAGACCGAUCUGCAUGCACUUUUGCCAGUGUUUGGCCCUGGCAGCCCGGGUCACGCCAGCGCUGGACCUCAACUUUGCGUCCGCCCCGUCGAUUCUCGUGGCCUUGCAUCAUGCCCUCCAAGCGAUGUUUCAGCUGGUCCAGACGCAUGCCACGGCAGGCUGGUUCACCAGAUUCCUCGUGGCUGACAAAUCAACGGUGCAGUCCACGAUGGUCGAGAUCUUGGAGACGUUGGUCACUGCAUGCCGCGACCAUGCUGUUUUCGGUGCCGAGAUGGGCCAAGGGCUGCUGAGACACUGGGAAGCCCAGCGACAGAACAUGGCGGCGUCCACGGUGAACGACGCGGACGAGUUACGCCAGCUUCAUGCAUGGAGCGUGGUGCUACAUGCACAGCAGGACCGCAAGUUGUCGCUGCAGUACUUUUCCAAGGCAUUCCACACGGACAUGUUGGAGGAGCUCAACAACAAGGACCGCAUUGCAGAAGUUCAUGCUGAUGUCCAGCAGCGCAACACACUGAAGACGCGGGUGCUACAUGUAUGUCCAGGGCCUGGAGAUGUGGUGGCGUACACGGCUUGGGUGGAGGUGCGCUUUGACGGCGCGGUCGUGGACGUCGACUGCUUGCGAUUCAUCACGGUCAAGAACACGACGCUCAAGGUUCGCGUGAAUGGAAACGUCACGUACGACAAAGGCACGAGGACGGCGUUGUUUGCGCCGACGGUGCCGCUGGAGCCACGGUCAACGUUCAAAGUCAAGUUGAGGGCUGACGCGGUGACGACAUGGUACGGCGCAGCAUCGGCCACGACCAAGCACAUGUUCACGACCAAACCCAAAUGACACAUGUAUAUGCAUCACUCGUUCCGUUGAUGCACCCAUUGUGUACCAUGUUGAUGUUGUUUGGGUGGUGGUGCUCACGUUGAAGUUCAAGGGCGAGUUCGAUUAAGUACGAACGUGGGAAAUAGCAU
Molecule: messenger RNA, 3694 nt
Organism: Aphanomyces astaci
Lineage: Eukaryota; Oomycota; Saprolegniomycetes; Saprolegniales; Verrucalvaceae
Exons: 17
Coding region: 51-3566 (1171 amino acids)
Source: RefSeq, a predicted model, not a curated record